CGUAGGCGAAAAACAACUGAUGGCAGUCUCAUGGUUUACUUAGUAACAGAAGUCACGCCUUACUUAUUUAAACCAUGAGUACAGAAUGUUGAUGUCCAGAUGCCGUUAAACCGUGCUGCCACUGAGAUGGACUGCUUCAUAUUCCUCCUGCCUUUUCUCACAACUGUUUGUGCAGGCUUUACAGUGAGCAAACCCGUGGGUCGCGUGGUCGCGGUCCGAGGUCAGCCGGUCUUCCUGGACUGUGAGUUCACCCCUGACCCCACCUCUGACCUUUCGUCUUUGGUUGUCACAUGGCAGCGGGUGGAGGAUUCCCGCGUCAUCCACAGCUUCUAUUACCAACGGAAUCAGCUGGACUUGCAGAGCCCGGAUUACCGUAACCGCACGUCGAUGCUCGUGUCCGAGCUGAGGAAAGGCAACGCGACGCUCAGGAUCGAGCCGGUGGGGCCGAGAGACGUGGGCGGGUACCUGUGCACGGCGAGCAACGCCAAGGGCACGGAUGCGGCCCAGGUGUGGCUGGAAUACGGAGCCUUCUACACAGAACCGAGGCUGAGCGUUAAGACGAACUGCUCCACCGUCACGCUGCUUUACGAGGCGGAGGGUUUCCCAAAGCCGGAGGUCGGAUGGUUCGGGGAAGACGGAGCGGUCCUGAGUCACCACACCGAGCUCAGCGUCGACGCAGACGGGGCAGGUCGACCCGUGGGACUGUAUUAUCUAAAGAGCAGCCACGUGUCACAGAGUUCUUCCCUGAACGUCACCUUCACACUAAAGAACCAGCUCCUCGAUCAGAAUCUGUUCAAACCUGUCAGCAUCACAUAUGGUGGACAGAAUCACGUCUGUGAAGCGAACACUACCAUCCCCAUCGUGUGCCCUGCUGUUUUAAUUGUGCUGUGUCUCCUGUGUGCCCUGCUGUUUCUCUGCGUAAUCGUUCUGCUCAUAAAGAACCGGAGAACGGCUCGGCGUCGUUCGCAUAUGUUAACCAACGGCACCGCGAGCCACAACAACGGACACGAGCUGCUCCGGCACUGAGACCUGGACUUCUCCGAGAGGCCUACUCUGGCUCUGUGGUGGUCGGAGAGGUUGGAUGUGUCAUCACUUCACUUUUCACAGCGAUCUUUUCACAGUGUACUGGGCAGAAAUGAAAACGUAUUACACAGAUACUUAAAUAUUCCUCCGUUCCUACGAUGCCCUGCACAGGACGAAUGUAACUGAACACGUCGUGCUUUACGCUUAAUCCAUAAAGUCAAUCUUAUUCGCGUAGAGAGAGGGUUUAUAGUUACAACGCUUAAUGUAGAACUCUACAUGGUUCUUUAAUCAAUAACUUCAAGGGGGCUGCGCCAUCUAAAACGAGAGAAACAUGGGAAAGCGUGUGAGCGACAUGAAAACCAGGAGGAGUUAACUCCGUGUGUUUGAAUCGCUCUUAUCGAAACGUUACGAUGAUCGAAGCUGGAAGGAAUUCAUGACAUCACGCAGUACACCGAGUAAAAGGGUGAUUUUGUGUAGAGUAAAAACAGAACGUGGGAACACCGAGGCCGCCUUGAGCGACGUGUGUUUCAUUACAUAACCUUAGGGAUAAACAGAAUUGAGAAACGUUGAUAAGAGACAUUUACAGUAUCGUUGCGAAAGUAUUCACCCCCUCUUGGGUCCCCCCCCGUUUUGUUGCAUUACAACCUGGAAUUAAAAUGGAUUUUUUUUUUGUUUGUUUGUUUUCUUUGGAUUGUAAGUCAUGGCCCUAACAAAACUGUCCAAAUUGUUGAAAUGGAACGAGAAAACAAUAGCUUGUCUCAAAAAAACAAAAAAAUAGACCAAACUUCAAACAUCCCACCAUGCAAGAUUGAUGAGAAUCCAGACCACACGUCAAUUGAAAGAGAAGGAGCCUUGAAGAAUGGGCAAAAAUCCCUGUGGCUAUAUGUUCUGUACAUCAAAAAAAAUAUACUACUUCCAUAAAAACACGUGGGAACACAACAGGAAAAACACCCAGAGGGUAUGAAGGGAGCAUUUAUGGAUGGAGUCUGCAGUAUAAGUGCUUUAAGAGUUCCUGGGAUUUUCUAGCUUUUUGAGAACCUUUAGGCAGGUCAUGUUAGGCAGGAAUGUUUUCUCAACAUUUUCCUUUUAUACUCUGCUGAGGAAUUGAGGAAGAGAGCAUGAAUAAUUCAUUGAACAGGAAACCUGACGACUUCUUUUUUUUUUUAUGUGUUGAGACAGACAUGCUAUUGUGUGACAUGAAACACCACCAGAACAAGUCAUUCCUGCUGUGAACAAGGUGGCACACACAUCACUGCAGUCACUGGACUUGAAUGGACCGUUGGUUUUUGUUUAGUUUUUUUUUGGCUCGGGAUGUCAAAGAAUUCAGAGCGUUCCCUCAUGCUGUCCUAACAAAAGUUUUAAAAAACCUCUUCUGUUAUCUGGAACCAACUUUUUAUUUAUCUAGGUUGUGUGUUACAAAAAAAAAAGUGUGUGUGUGUGUGUGUGUGUGUGUAAAAUGGAGCAACCGGCCUGGUUUUUUUUUAUACUUUAAAGUAUUUAAACCUGUUUUAUACUGACUUUCCCAUGUCAUUAAUAAGCUCACUGUGUGUGGUGCGGUUAUAGGAAAACAUCAACAGCAGGGUGGUGCGAUGAAGCGGAGUCGGAGAACCACAUGAUUCCACCCUGAAGACCAUUCGUUUUCCUGUAACUGCAAGAAACAGGGUUUGUUCCUCUGACACUACAGCGAUUUAUCAACGCUAACCAUUUCAAUUUAUUAAAGAAUGACACAUCGUCUUUAUUAUCCGUUUAUGGUUACGUUUAACGUCGCGAAACCAGUUCUUGCUAAGGUUCAAGCAGUUACAAACGGUCGUUCCGUCAUCCGUCCCUCAUCAAAGCAUGAACUCAGCUGACUGGAAAAGUUUAAAAUAACAGCUUUGCCGCCGACACCGGAGAGUCCUUCCAUUAACGCUAUACAAACGCCUCAUUACAGGUCCCUGUUGACGACUACACAGGUUUUUAAUCUACUGUAACACCUUCUGACCAAUCGCUAUCCGGAAUCCGACGCCGCUGUAUAAUAAAAGUAGCUAGUCGUUAUACUGUAACGAAACCUAAUUUAGAAAUAAUAUGCCGGGAAAAACAGUCAUCUGUUUCUGAAUGUAGUUUUGAUUGAUAUAAUUUAUAGGUUUUAGAGACAUGUUGUUGUUGUUUUGUAAUACUUUGUAAUACUUUUCCUCAAUAAAAUCUAAGCGGUGGUUCUUCA
Messenger RNA from Ictalurus punctatus (channel catfish), 3223 nucleotides. Its product is annotated as CD276 antigen. Gene Ontology annotation, cellular component: external side of plasma membrane. Bases 100 to 1026 code for a protein of 308 amino acids. Gene Ontology annotation, biological process: immune response; positive regulation of T cell proliferation; negative regulation of T cell proliferation. NCBI's taxonomy places the organism in Eukaryota, Metazoa, Chordata, Actinopteri, Siluriformes, Ictaluridae. The record is from RefSeq and is a predicted model, not a curated record. The transcript is spliced from 4 exons.